Messenger RNA from Raphanus sativus (radish), 1344 nucleotides. RefSeq lists its product as uncharacterized. Lineage: Eukaryota; Viridiplantae; Streptophyta; Magnoliopsida; Brassicales; Brassicaceae. The transcript is spliced from 3 exons. The record is from RefSeq and is a predicted model, not a curated record. Bases 1 to 1344 code for a protein of 447 amino acids.
AUGAAGUGGAAGAAUGCAGAUCGCAUACGGCUGAUCUACCUUGCCUUCAUUCUUUGUGUCGUUUUAGCGAGAGAUGAGAAGCAGAAUAUCCCUCUCAAAUACAUCAAGGUGGUCAUGGAUCUUGAGAAGGUUCGAAAGUAUCUUUGGGGAGUUGCUUCUUAUGAUCUUCUCUGCGAGUCAAUAGCCAAGAACCGCUACAAACUGAAGGAGAAGACAAGUAGUUAUGUCUUAGAUGGAUUCUCCUACGCCUUGCAGAUUUGGGCAAUGGAAGCUGUACCAAAGAUUGGAAAGCUUUGUGGUAAAAAACUGGACAAAUCUUUUGCGGAUGGUCCUAGAUGCAUCGACUGGAUGGGAGCUGGAAAGGUGUCAUAUCAAGAGAUCAAUCGGUUGGAGGAUAUUUUUACAGCCGAGGAUGACAUGUAUCCAUUCAUCUCAUGGACAGGGAAUAUGGAUAUUAUCCAGAGUGUUGAUUUCCGCAGAGAUGAUGUGGAGGAUGAAAGAAUCAAGGGUCUGAUGGAGCUGAUUUCCGCAAAGAAUGACUUCACUCAGCAUGUUUGGGAUUUCGAAGAAGCUGUAGAGGAAUCUCUAGAUCAGCCUGAUGAAGAAAAUGUGAAUGGUGAAGAGGGAGUGAAUGAUGAAGCAGCUGAGACAGAUGAGAGUGAUGAAACUUUUCAGACUCCAAGAGGAUCAACGAGCCUAGGCGAUACAUCAAAGAAGAGUAAGAAAAGGCUUCCAGAUCGUGGUAUGGAAAGAAGGAAGCAUAAGGUUCUCAAUGGUGGAUCGAAGCAACCAUCUUUUAAUGAAGACAUGAAGGCUUUUAUGGCGCAGUUGUUUGAGCAGAGUAUCUAUGCAAUGGAGCAAAGGAUGGAGAAGAAGAUGGAUGAUAAAUUAGAGCGAUUGGAACAUCGGCUAAAAGCUCCAAAUAAGGAACCCCGCGUUGAAGUUGAGGAUGGAGAGACGCCUUCUCCGAGCAAGACAACGACGACCCAGCAGCCAUCGUUGAGGAGGUCCACACGCGGGAGUCCAGUGGAUCUUAAUUUCACUCAAGAAGAGGCUAGCUUUCGUGGAAUCAGUACGCAAGGCGUCGAAGGGCUUUCUCAGGCAUCUCAUGUAACCGACUUUGAUCCAUCUCAGACAGCAAAGGCAGAUGACUGGUGGACUCCAAUGACUUCAAUCCGAGGUUCGAGCAAGGCUAAAGCUCGUAAAGACAAUACAGUUCAACCCUCACAGUGGAAGAAGUGGUCUAGACUUGAGCUUACCGAUGAAGAUUUGCCCCAAGAUGGUUUUCCGCAGUCGUUGCUGUAUUAUUUCUCUGAAGAAUCAUGGCAAGGAUUCUACGAAUAG